GGCGCAGUGGAUAGCGUGCUGGACCUGGAGUUAGGAAGACAUCUUCUGAGUUCAAAUCUUUCCUCCCUCUCCUGCAUUCCACCUACCUGUCUCCCACCCCCACAUGUACCUAGUGACAGAACUGUUUUCUCCGUGCAGUCUUACACACACACACAUGUACACACAUUCCAGAACUGUUUUCUAGGUUCAAUACAGUUAGAGAACAUUCUCAACUAGCAACCCAUAUUCACAAGAUCUAGAAGAAUCUUUUCUCAGUCUGUUGGGGUAGGGCCUGGCCCCAAUACUUAAUAAUCUCUUUAGACUUAAGGCUGAUGCCCAAGCAUCUUGGCUAAAAUUCUUAGUGUUGGUUGCUCUUUGUUCUGCUAACAAGCUUAUCUCUUGUUCUGGGGACUUAACCCGUUUGCAAUUGAGCCCAAUUAAAUCCAGUGGGGGAUGCCUCCAGUGAAAGGGCUUCUCUUUUCGUUCUUUCAGUGGAACUGAUUUGUCCUGAAAGUAUUUGCCUGAAACCAUUUCAUAGCUUCUGAAGGCUUGUCUGGGAAGUUGCUCCUCAGUUUCUAUUCUACAAAAUGUUUCAGAAUGAUUCAUUGGAACCUGGAAAGGAAGGUCACUCAGUCUUUUCACCAGCAGAGCACAAUAUUGUGGCUGCGUAUUUGAUCACAGCAGGUGUGAUAAGUAUUCUCAGCAAUGUCAUUGUGCUGGGCAUCUUUGUUAAGUACAAGGAACUUCGGACAGCAACAAAUACCAUUAUUAUAAAUCUGGCUGUUACUGAUAUAGGGGUUAGCAGCAUCGGUUAUCCCAUGUCUGCUGCUUCAGACCUGUAUGGAAGUUGGAAAUUUGGACAUGCUGGAUGUCAGAUUUAUGCUGGUUUGAACAUCUUUUUUGGAAUGGCAAGUAUUGGAUUACUCACUGCUGUGGCCAUUGACCGGUACCUGACCAUCUGUCAGCCUGACCUUGGAAGAAGAAUGACUCCUUACAAUUACACCAUAAUGAUUCUGACUGCUUGGGUGAAUGGCUUUUUUUGGGCCUUGAUGCCCAUAAUAGGUUGGGCUGGUUACGCUCCGGAUCCGACAGGUGCUACGUGUACCAUAAACUGGCGGAAGAAUGAUGCAUCUUUUAUUUCUUACACAAUGACUGUUAUUGCUAUAAAUUUUGUCAUGCCCUUAGUGGUCAUGUUUUAUUGUUACUACAAUGUUUCUCAAAAGAUGAAACAAUAUACUCCUAGCAGCUGCCCUGAACACAUAAACAGAGACUGGUCAAACGAAGUUGAUGUAACAAAGAUGUCUGUGAUAAUGAUUUUAAUGUUCCUGCUUGCCUGGUCCCCUUAUUCUGUUGUGUGCUUAUGGGCUUCCUUUGGGGACCCAAAGGAGAUUCCCCCAGCAAUGGCCAUCAUAGCCCCUCUCUUUGCAAAAUCUUCCACCUUCUACAAUCCCUGCAUAUAUGUGGCUGCCAACAAGAAGUUCCGGAGAGCGAUAUCUGCAAUGAUCCGAUGUCAGACUCAUCAAUCAAUGCCUGUAUCCAACGCGUUACCAAUGAACCUAACUUGAGAUCAGCUUUUCAAUUAUGAAAGGGAAAAGAGCCAAACUACAUCAUUUUCUUCAUUCUUUGCUGUAUUCUAACUUUCAUACUUAAUGUGCCCACAAAGCUGGGAACUAUUUGGAUUCAUAUACUGACUUGGAUUCUCAAAAGCCGGAACUGUUGUCUAAUUUUAUUUCGUGUGCCCUGUCAUGCUUAACAUGGUGCAUACGUCGUUCCAUAAGUAUUUGAAUUGUGGAAUGGAAUAUUCCCAGCUAGUAUAUUUUUAAAAAACCCAACACCUUAUUUAAUUUUUACU
Molecule: messenger RNA, 1831 nt
Organism: Phascolarctos cinereus (koala)
Lineage: Eukaryota; Metazoa; Chordata; Mammalia; Diprotodontia; Phascolarctidae
Gene: RRH
Product: retinal pigment epithelium-derived rhodopsin homolog
Biological process (GO): visual perception; G protein-coupled receptor signaling pathway
Cellular component (GO): membrane
Molecular function (GO): G protein-coupled receptor activity
Source: RefSeq, a predicted model, not a curated record